This is a messenger RNA of Tupaia belangeri chinensis (Chinese tree shrew), 1915 nucleotides long. It is a transcript of the gene PEX2, whose product is annotated as peroxisomal biogenesis factor 2. Gene Ontology annotation, cellular component: Cdc73/Paf1 complex; peroxisomal membrane. Lineage: Eukaryota; Metazoa; Chordata; Mammalia; Scandentia; Tupaiidae. The record is from RefSeq and is a predicted model, not a curated record. The coding region runs from base 503 to 1420 and encodes 305 amino acids. Gene Ontology annotation, biological process: protein import into peroxisome matrix; fatty acid beta-oxidation; very long-chain fatty acid metabolic process. Gene Ontology annotation, molecular function: zinc ion binding. The transcript is spliced from 4 exons.
CGGGCCGGCCGCAGCGCGCCGAAGCGCCAUUCUCUCGUUGGUAUAAUGUCCCCUUUUUUUGUCAGCCACUUCCGGGUCUUGCGUCGCUCCGGAAGCUCGCGAUUCCGGAAGCCUGGGUAUCUCAGUGUCUGCUAGGAAAAGCCAAGCUUUCCAGAAAAUGUUUCAGGAAAAGUUACGUGGAGCGCGGGCAUCUCGCAGACUCCUAAGGGUGUCACCACGAAAACAGUCCUCCUGCCUUACCCUCCUAAGUAGCUGGGAUCUCAAGGCACUCACCAGUGCACCUGACCUUUUACUUUGGACCCACUUCAAAUCAGGGUCUCCCAUGUGGUCCCAGCCUGCAGAGCAGGACCCAUUAGCCACAAAUGCCACCAAAGCUCCUGGCAAGUAUGAGGCAAAGAUUUCACAGAAUCACUUGCAGCAAAAAUCCCUACUGCCAUAACUGCAGACUCUCAAAUCUCAGAGGAGCUGCAGGAAGGGGGAAAAAGACACUUUAAAAGAAGACAUGGCUCCGAGAGAAGAAAAUGCAAAGAGUACGAACAGAGUGCUGAGGAUAAGUCAGUUGGAUGCGCUUGAACUAAACAAGGCUCUGGAGCAGCUAGUCUGGUCCCAGUUUACUCAGUGCUUUCAUGGAUUUAAGCCAGGGCUGUUAGCCUGCUUUGAACCCGAGGUGAAAGCAUUUUUGUGGCUUUUCUUGUGGCGAUUCACUAUAUACUCCAAAAAUGCCACUGUGGGUCAGUCAGUUUUGAAUAUUCAGUAUAAAAAUGAUUUUUCCCCAAACCUGAAAUAUCAGCCACCGAGUAAGAAUCAAAAGCUCUGGUAUGCCGUUUGUACAGUUGGUGGGAGGUGGUUGGAAGAAAGAGGCUACGAUUUGUUUCGAAACCACCAUUUGGCAUCCUUUGGGAAAGUCAAGCAGUGCAUGAAUUUUGUGGUUGGACUUUUGAAAUUAGGUGAGUUGAUUAAUUUUUUGAUUUUCCUUCAAAGAGGAAAGUUUGCAACUUUGACAGAACGUCUCCUAGGCAUUCGUUCUGUAUUUUGCAAGCCCCAAAACAUACGUGAGGUUGGGUUUGAGUAUAUGAACAGGGAACUUCUCUGGCAUGGUUUUGCUGAGUUCCUGAUUUUUCUCUUACCACUUAUCAAUAUUCAGAAGCUGAAAGCCAAGUUAGCAUCAUGGUGUAUCCCCCUAACUGGUGUUCCUGCUAAUGAUGGUUCAUUAGCCACCAGUGGCAAAGAAUGUUCCCUAUGUGGGGAGUGGCCCACCAUGCCACACACCAUAGGAUGUGAACAUAUCUUCUGUUAUUACUGUGUUAAGAGUAGUUUCCUGUUUGACAUGUACUUUACUUGUCCUAAGUGUGGCACAGAGGUACACAAUCUGCAGCCACUCAAAUCAGGAAUUGAAAUGUCUGAAGUGAAUGCUCUUUAGAAAUUAAAAUCGCUUCCUCUGAGGAAGAAUGUGUUAUGUUCAAUUUGUUAAUAUUAGUCAUCCUAAGUAUCCUAUUUAGGUGUCUUUUAUGAGGCGUGUGCUUCUCAGUCACUGUCUUCUGUUCCUUUCCAGACAUGACAAAAUACUAAUCACUGGAAAUCACAAGAUUCUAAAUAUAUUAAGUAAAUGUCAGUGUGUUAUUUAAAAAAAAAAAAUGAAAAAAGAAUUACAUUCCUGUUUUUAAUGUUAAGAAUAAUGGACAGUUUUUGUCAGAUGACUACUAGGAAUGCAGCUUCAUUUUACUCCUUCCCAGAAAGUUAGGUUGUAUUCUAAAAAUAAAAAAAUUUUGGAGACACCAAGAUGAGUGUGCAUUUAUUUUCAGAGAUGACAUAAUAUACUAAUCUGAUGAUAAGGUUCUGUUGUUUUAAACCUACAGAUCCGUUGUCUCAGUUGUAACUUUAAGCUUUUCUCUGAAGCCACUUUCUUUUCUUUUUC